Messenger RNA from Fraxinus pennsylvanica, 804 nucleotides. Lineage: Eukaryota; Viridiplantae; Streptophyta; Magnoliopsida; Lamiales; Oleaceae. The record is from the annotation of a GenBank genome assembly.
AUGCAACCGGCAAGUGGUGGUGGGAGCAGUGAACUGAGUCGAAGCGGUGGCGGUGGACUCGCCCGGUUCCGCUCAGCUCCGGCGACCUGGUUAGAAGCUUUACUCGAAUCUGACGAAGAACCUUCUGAGGUUGUUUUAGACCCACCUUUAUUGUCAUCCUCCAAACCACCACCAGUUCCACCUCACUCCGCCACUAGCAAUGCCACCGCCACUAGCCGUUUCGACACCGAUCUAAGCUUAUUGGAAACCCUAAGUGGUGGGCCGUCCCAUGGGUUAAGCAAUUUUCUGAGGCAAAACAGUUCUCCGGCGGAGUUUUUAUCCCAAAUUAAUUCCGAUGGCUACUUUUCAAGUUUUGGGAUUCCGGAUUAUACAUCGCCUUCCUCAGUAAAUGUUUCUUCGGGGAAGUGGGCUCUUGAGGCUGAGGAUGCAGACAAGAGUACACCCAAGUUAUCUUCCUCUUCUUCUUCUUCUCAGCAGAGAGGAGAGAAAGGUGUGCUUUUACACAGUGGACUGAGUGGGUCAUUCGAUGCUGAAACAGAAAAGCUUUUGGAGGACGCAGUCAUGUGUAGGACUCGAGCAAAGCGUGGCUGUGCUACCCAUCCUCGUAGCAUUGCGGAGAGGGUACGGAGAACACGAAUUAGUGACCGCAUAAGGAAGCUUCAAGAACUUGUUCCCAAUAUGGAUAAGCAAACUAACACAGCUGACAUGUUAGAUGAAGCUGUUGCGUAUGUCAAGUUCUUGCAAAACCAGAUCCAGGAACUCCUGGAGCAUCAAAAGAACUGCAAAUGCUCAAUAAAAGAUUGA